This is a messenger RNA of Papilio machaon (common yellow swallowtail), 1679 nucleotides long. RefSeq names its product esterase B1. Lineage: Eukaryota; Metazoa; Arthropoda; Insecta; Lepidoptera; Papilionidae. The record is from RefSeq and is a predicted model, not a curated record. The coding region runs from base 60 to 1679 and encodes 539 amino acids. The transcript has 3 exons.
AACGCAAUUUCAUUUUGACAAUUCAGUUAAUUCAGAGCUUCCUUUGAGACUGGUUCAAUAUGGUUAAAAUUAAAGUCAAAGAAGGAUUUCUUGAGGGAGAACUUACAGAAAGUGAACUGGGAGGGAAUUACUAUGCGUUCAGAGGGAUCCCUUAUGCCGAACCACCUAUUGGAGAUCUCCGUUUUAAGGCGCCUGUACCCAAGAAACCAUGGGAUGGAAUCCGAAAUGCAAAAGAAUUUGGAUCUAUUUGUUAUCAGUUUGAAAUAAAGAAUGAGGGAGGCUUAAUACGUAUUGGUUCUGAAGAUUGUUUGUAUUUGAACGUUUAUACUCCAGAUAUUAAACCGAAAUAUCCUUUUCCAGUUAUGUUUUACAUACAUGGUGGUGGCCUAAUAAUAGGGAAUGGCAAUGAUGAUAUGUACGGUCCUGAAUUCUUAGUACGACAUGGUGUAAUACUAGUUACAAUCAAUUAUAGACUAGAAGUUCUAGGCUUCUUAUGUCUAGACACUGAAGAGGUUCCAGGUAACGCUGGCAUGAAGGAUCAAGUAAUGGCACUGAGAUGGGUCAAUGACAACAUUGCCAACUUCGGUGGUGAUCCGAAAAACAUUACAAUUUUUGGUAAUAGCUAUGGUGCUAUCAGCGUCAAUUUUCAUUUAAUAUCGCCUAUGUCAAAAGGUCUCUUUCAGCGAGCUAUUGUGCAAAGUGGCUCUUUGACUUGUCCCUUUGUUAAAAUAGUUCAACCGCGGGAAAGAGCAAUCGCACUAGCUAGAAGGUUAGGAUUUCGUUCUGAAGGUGACAAAGAACUUUAUGAGUUUUUUAAACGGCAACCAAAGGAAACAUUAAUUAAAAUUAAAUUUCCUAUCACAUAUUAUGAACAAGGAAAGGAACAGUACGAUACACUUUUUGGAAUCGUAGAGGAAAAGGAGUUCGCCAACAACGAAUGUUUCAUUUCUGGAGAUUUUGUUGAAAACCUCCGUAACGGAAUACACGAGGGUAUCGAGAUUAUUAUGGGAUAUACUGACGAUGAAGGUCUUAUAUCUUUACGAUCAAGACAAAUAGAGAAAACUUUUGAAUAUGCAAAUGAAUUUCUUCAAUUUUACGUUCCUAAUGCAAUAGCACACAGCUGUUCUUUAGACAAACAAUUCGAAGUGGGACGACGAGUGAAAGAUUACUAUUUUGGAAAUGAGACCGUUUCAAUGAAAGAUUUGAAGAAACUGAUAAUUUUUUUUUCUUUAAACUACUUUACGUAUCCUAUGUUUCAAUUAGCAAAAAGUUGUUCGAGGAAAAACAAAGUUUAUUUCUAUAAAUUCACUGGUAAAACUGAAAGAAAUAUUAUGGCUCGUAUUUUAAAACUGGAAUAUCUUAUCAAUAAUGAAAUACUGACGUGUCAUUGCGAUGAAUUAACUUAUAUUUUUCCAAUGAAGAAAGAUUACCUGAAAAUUGACAAAAACUCGAAAAGCUAUAAGAUAAUUGAAAAUAUAACAAAACUUUGGACUGAUUUUGCCAAAAAUGGAAAUCCAACAUCAAGUUUUGGUUUCGAAUGGACUCCGUAUAACUCAGUUGAACAAGCUUACUUAGAAAUCAAUGAAAACUUAACGAUGGGACGUGAACCUGACAAAACAGAGGUGGAUUUCUGGGAAAACAUUUACAGAGAAUAUUUGCCAUCCUCUAUACCUUAUUAA